AUGCCACCCAAGGUUUCCAAGAAGGGCGAGAAGAAGGCAGGCAAGGCCAAGGCCGCCGCCGGUGAGGGCAAGCGCCGCAAGAAGCGCAAGGAGUCCUACAGCAUCUACAUCUACAAGGUCCUGAAGCAGGUCCACCCCGACGUCGGCAUCUCCUCCAAGGCCAUGAGCAUCCUCAACUCGUUUGUCAACGACAUCUUCGAGCGCAUCGCCAACGAGGCCUCCCGCCUGGCCAAGUACAACAACAAGUCCACCAUCUCCUCCCGGGAGAUCCAGACGGCCAUCCGCCUGCUCCUCCCCGGUGAGCUUGCCAAGCACGCCGUCUCUGAGGGCACCAAGGCCGUCACCAAGUACACCUCCGCCGGUGGCAAUGUGCUCGGCCCUGUGUGUGCCUGA
This is a messenger RNA of Salpingoeca rosetta, 393 nucleotides long. Its product is annotated as histone H2B. Gene Ontology annotation, cellular component: nucleosome. Gene Ontology annotation, molecular function: DNA binding; protein heterodimerization activity; structural constituent of chromatin. NCBI's taxonomy places the organism in Eukaryota, Choanoflagellata, Craspedida, Salpingoecidae. Bases 1 to 393 code for a protein of 130 amino acids. The transcript has 2 exons. The record is from RefSeq and is a predicted model, not a curated record.